GUAAACACGGCUAGCAUGGCCUGCCGGUCUUCCUCGGCCUGUCAGCUGAGCACCGAUGAUGUUUCAAAUAAAAAGCCACAUGAGGUACAGCGCGCCGGGGAUCGCCGCCGCGAAGCUGUUUUCGUCCGGACCCACCAAGAACCCCGUCGUGUUUCUGGACAUCGAGGCGGACGGCGAGCCUCUGGGCAGGAUAAUCAUUGAGUUGAAUGCAGAUGUGGUGCCAAAGACUGCAGCAAACUUCAGAGCCCUGUGCACCGGGGAGCCCGGCUUUGGAUUCAAAGGAUCAGUGUUUCACAGGAUCAUACCUGAGUUCAUGUGUCAGGGGGGAGAUUUCACCAACCACAACGGCACAGGAGGGAAGUCUAUAUAUGGGAAGACUUUCAAAGAUGAAAACUUCAAAUUAAAACACACUGGUCCAGGAACUCUUUCAAUGGCAAAUUCAGGGCCAAACACCAACGGCUCCCAGUUCUUUAUCUGUACGACUAAAACAGAGUGGCUUGAUGGUAAACACGUAGUGUUUGGUCAGGUGAAGGACGGCAUGGACGUGGUCACCAAGAUGGAAUCCUUUGGUUUGCACGACGGUGGUGUGAUUAAGAAAAUUGUCAUCAGUGACUGUGGGGAGAUCAAAUAACACCCAGAGUCACACGUGGACUUCUGUCGGAUGACUCGGACCGAUUUUGGUAUUUACUUUAUAUUUCAUCCUGGGUUCAUGGCACUUUCAAGGACUAACUGUCACGGGUGAUUCUCUUCUAUAAUCGGAUGUUUUUACUGUUGAUGAUGUUCGAAGAGAUCUUGCUAUUUAAAUUUUGAACUUGACCCAUCUCCUUUGUAUAUAGGCACUAAAUCAUCCACUAUGUGAAAUGAUCUUAUAAGGCAAUUACUCUCCAUUUACUGCCAAUUAAAAUGUUUUCAGAUUUUACCAGCUCUAGUUUUAGAACAGGACAUUUGUUCUCAUGUGCCACCGACUCGCUGGUUUUUAAAGCUUCCUGGAAGUUGAUCCGGCAUCUUUUUUUAGACACCGGUUUUCCAGCACGACUGACUUCCUGUUCAUCGGAGCAGGAUGUGACAUCAUGUGACAUCCACCUACAGUGGAGCUGAAAUAUCGCAUGAAUGCAGCUGACAGAUGAUAGAACCGCUGGCUCCAGCUUCAUUGGAUACAGUGAAUGCAGAUGAUUUAAUCUCCUGGAGCCGUAAAGGAACCUGAAAAUGUCUUUAGCUUGUAUGUGGGCUGCUCUUCCCUCGCUGCCUCUUUAUUUGAAACGCAGAAUGUCUGUAGGAGAGACAGAGAAAAGGAGGCCAGGACAUGUCUGAGAGCCAGAGACUGGGUGGUGCUGCUUAUCGAGCUAAUACUUUAUGAAAGUAAAUAAUGAAGCGACGUGAAAAAGCAGCUCUUGCUCCUAAAUGAAACCAUAUGCGCGCUGACCUUCCACCGUUUGUUUGAAUUCUCAGAUUACAUUGUUGCUAUAGAGACCUCUCAGCUCUCGCUCUGUUUGAGCAAGCGAUGUUGUAACAAACUUGAUAUAAUUUGGGUCCCCACCCUCUGGUUUAGUUUUAGUUAUUUGGAAUGCAUGGCCAAUAUUGUGUAUGGAAACUUGGCUCGGGAGACGGCGGUGCUGUGGCCAACGUUUAGUACACAUGCAGCACAAUGACAUCUUUACAACUGGUACAAGCUGGUUUCUUUUGCUGUAAACGUCUCAUUUUAUCACACAGCACCCAGCUGGUGUCCUUUUUGCCUUUCGGUUUUCCCAUUCGAAGAUUAUCCGCAAAGUGUUGAAAUCAAGACCUGUCAGCUGGAUGUGUCUGUUAUCUUUCAGCACUUUCACAGAAAGUGAAAAACAAGUUUUACAGGCCGACCCCUGUUCUGUGUUACACAACCACCAUGAAUAAUCCAUUAAAAAAGCCUCUUUAUCAUGAUCUAUACGCUCAGGGUUGCAUUAGUCUUCUAGCUUGCACCAAAGACAUGAAAAUAUAUACUCUAAAGAAUAUUAUACAGACAGGAGCUCUCAGAAAACAAUGUGUUGCUUUUGGCUGAAAUCAAACUCCGGAGCGAACACCUCCCAGUUACUGGUAACAACAAUUCAGCAGAGGACCCAAACAAAUGAAACCACAUAAUCCAAGCAUUCCUAAUUCAAUAUGACUUUAAUUCAUCAAACUCUUGACAGCACUAAAACACUAAAAUGUUUUCCCAACUAACAAAUAAGGCACAUUUUGGAAUGCCGUUUCAUGGACAUGAAAAACAGACCUGUGGUCUACUCUCGAAACCAUGACUGUCCUUGUUUCCCCAAAAUCAUUGUCUUCCCUACCUCACGCCUGUGUUCUGUCCAAUUCAAAUAUUACAUUAUUGCAAUAUUGCAAUACAAACAUCAACAGUAAAGAAUACAAACAUAACUUUCCAAGUUGACCACAUAAGUGUUAACACAUUACAUUCAGUAAAUAUGUAUUAUUUGUAGAGGCUACACUAGCGGUAAAUGAAAUACUUCAAGAUCAUCAGAAACUGCUGAUAAUGUUAAAAACAAUAUGUACUGGAGCAAACUAUUUAAAUAAAGUAUACAUUGCACAAAAUAAUAUUUCAUCCAAAACCAAACACAUGCACAUGCAAACUCUAAAAUAGUUCUUUGUCACACGCGCUUUCUUGACAAAAGUAUACACUCCCUAAACUACUAAUAACACAUUUUAUAAUAGUUUCUUGUCAUUGCUGCUUUAAGCAAACUACAUCUCACAGUUUAACGUGCUUAUACAGUGGUGAGUAUCCGUCACUAAUUAAGAAAACAAAAAUCUGCAUGUUAACACAAUAUAUAUCUUCAUAAUAUUGUUUACAAAAUGAAUACAUGCGCCUGUAUGGAUGUAAAUGGCAGCUCGUAAUUAGUUACAUAUAGCAACUGAAUAACAUUGUGGGUUAUUCAACACUGAUAACACCGUAAAACAGAACACAAAAAAUACAAUGGCUUAUAAUUGAGAAAGGGUAUUAAUUAUGUACCAGCUUUUUUCAUAAUAUUCUAUGUAGACAUCAAUAUUUCCUUCUUAGUGUAACUUUGUUGCAUAUUCUAUACAAAAAGUGUUGUAAAAAAUAUCUCCAUAAAUAUUUCUGCAGGAUAACCCCUCAGAUUAUUGUAAAACAUAAAGAAAAAAACUCCCAGCUUUGUUUAUUUCUCAGCAACAGGCCCUUCUUCACACACAAAAAAGCUUCAAUAUUGCAUAACACUUUAAAAGAGCUACUAUCCUUGAUAAUGAUGGCCAUCAAAUAUAUACAUAAAACAGUCUUCUCUUUGUCAGGGAAAUAACUCUUGAGUUUUUGCAGAUUGCUUUAAAAUUUUCAACAUCUAUUAAGUGUUCCAAAAUACACAUCUCAUUCAUAGAAAAUAACAAAUUUGAACUGAAAAGGUACUAGAAAAGUCAAGUAUAUGUAAUUCAAGACGUUACAUCUGAAGGCAGAUUUUUUUUUUUUUUUCAAACGUAUUGUAUCAACUGCUUCCAUUGGCUCUUGAUUCGCCAUUUAAAAUGGCCGCCUCACAACAUGUCUCUGGGCUGAAUCUCCCGAACAAGAUUUCUCAUUAUUCUGCCAGAACUCAGUGAAUCACAACAACAUUGUUACUUGUUUAUGAGGUUAGUUCAUAAGGCCUCAUUGGUAUCUAUUCCUCUCACUACAGCCACAUGAUGUGGACAAUAAGGUUCAGAUGUAAAGACCUGGUAGGUUAGUGUCGUCACGCAGAGCAAAAGAAAGACGAUGUUAACAGUAAGAAAAAUAAGUUGUUCCCAACUAAAAGGAGAAUCUUUCAUUCAGAUUUUUGUGGCAUUAUAGGUGUGCAAAUUCCAUCUUUUAAAGGGGCACUCCAUCAAUUUUACUCAUUGAGUUCAGUUUACUUAUCUCAGGGAGUAAGAACUACUCUGACUGUGAAAACAUCUGUUUGUGUCAUGUCUAAGGUCACAUCCACACACACGUUUUCAUCUCAGUAAGCUGUCAAAAACCAUCUCUGUACAUGUGAGCAUUUUAGCACUCUUUAAGAAAUGAUCUCCAUCCAUACUAACGUGUUUUAACUAAUUUUCGUAAGGUCUCUGUUUUAGGAAUUUGGAAACAUAGGAGUAGUGUGGACACUAGGCGUAAACUAGGGAUGUCCCUAAUGACUAAUUUCCCGGAUCUUUAAAUUUAAGUCAAAACUUUGUCUAAUCUAUUAGUCUAAAAAUCAGAAAACAGUCAAGACUGAGCACAAAUUAAUCUAUAAGGUUAAUCAUUGUCCAAAAUAUUAUAUAUAUUAUAAAAGCCAUCCAUUGACCAAAUAGUAAUUUAGCUGCUGCUGAAAUGUGUGGCACAUUAUUCUACAAAACAUGACACCAACUAACUAAACCAAAGUUGAGUAAUAGCAGUAAUUGGAAACAAUAUUCUUAGGGGAAAAUAAAUCUUAACGAGACAUGCCUUUUUAUUCCAAGAGCAUGUUUACUGGGAGGACACAGUCACAUAGAAAGCAGCCCAUCCUACUGUAAAAAAAACAAAAAAGCCAGUCAUGGGAUUAUGCAAUAAUAUGUAAUUCAGAUGUAUCCAUUAAUAAUAAAACGUUUGACUGAGUAAUAAUUAUAGUGCAGACCAGCGACGGUAGCAAUGUUUAAUCGACUAGUUGACUAAUUGUGCACAUCACCAGCAUAAGCACAGCAAAAAGUAUGCUUUCUGAAAUGAAAAUGCAUUAGUGUGGAUUAGGCCUGAGAAAAAAAAGGGUUUUAACCAAACAGAGGAAGUUGACUGAAAGAUGCUACAACAACUUGAGAAAAGUAGGAUCCAGCGUUUUGGAGCUUAAGCAAUACUAGGGAAUAAAUGUAUCUCAGCCUCUGCUGCACUGAUUUCAACUAUUCUUCAGUGUCACUUGCAAGCUUCCCAAGCUUGUAGAUCUGCACUGGUUAAUCAGUGGAGUGUCCCUUUGACUUUGGAAUUUAGCAAAAUUUCCCUAAACUGUAAUGCACCAUAAUGAGCCACUGCAAACUCUCCCACUAGGGCGAGUGACCAUGUAUAUUUUUUGACAAAACCCACAGUUCCUUUGAUAAACACAACUACAAUAGAUAAAAGAAACAAAGAGUGAGGUCCACAGUUUCAUCGCGACUCCGUUCUGUUGUGAGGAUCGACUAAGAAAUAACAUCUUUGUGGAUAUUCCAUGACAACAGACCGCAGUAGGAUUGUUAUUGCCAGCUGGAAAUGCUGUUUCAGCCCGUGCCUCCAACUCAGCAAACUGUGUUGGAGCGAACACCCACCGUGCCAGUUCAAACUAAUAGAGGAACUGUAUCGUUUUCUUGUCCUUUGUCACAUCUUGAACCUGCAUUAAACUUACUAUGCAUCACAGUUACCACUUGCACGUAUGCUGCUCUGUCUCGGAGCCUAUCCCUACGUGACUUUUCCCAAUUUCAAUUGGCCUCCUCGUCCUGUUACUUCAGAAUGAUUUCAGUCUUUUUAAGGCACAUACAGUUUGUUACAGUAUCAAAUAUAGUCAACCAGCUUUUAUAAGGCUAGAAAUACAAUACAUAUAAAAUCAUUCACAAUUCCUAUGAUAAGGUUCCUUUAAAGGUGUCAAAACUACAUUAAUUUCCUCUGUAGUGCUUUAGAUCUGCACAUUGAUACAUUAUGUAAACAGGAUGUGUACUUCUCUUCCUUUAAAGAUGUUGGUAUAUAAUAGUAGGCACUUAUAUUUUCAUAAAAAGUAAUAUAAGUGUAAACUUAAUUCAUCAU
This is a messenger RNA of Plectropomus leopardus (leopard coralgrouper), 5707 nucleotides long. It is a transcript of the gene ppifa, whose product is annotated as peptidylprolyl isomerase Fa. Gene Ontology annotation, molecular function: peptidyl-prolyl cis-trans isomerase activity; cyclosporin A binding. Gene Ontology annotation, biological process: protein folding; protein peptidyl-prolyl isomerization. Lineage: Eukaryota; Metazoa; Chordata; Actinopteri; Perciformes; Serranidae. Gene Ontology annotation, cellular component: mitochondrion; cytoplasm. The record is from RefSeq and is a predicted model, not a curated record.